GCACUCCGGGGCUUUAAAUAGGAACUCUCACCAAACUUUGGCACAACGAGAGCAUCAGAAAACUUCCAGCAGCUCGCAGUGGAAACCACCAGUUUGAUGCAGAAUGGAGCUCUACAGGCGACUGGGGAUGAGAGACACUGUACUGGCUCUGUUGCUCACUAUCUUACAGGGGUUUCCUAUCGGAGAGACGGUCCCGAACCCGUCGCCCCUGGUCGGAUCCAACUGGGGGAACCCGAGGAGAUAUGUUCACCUGCAGACAUCCACAGACCUUAACAACUUCUACUUGGAGAUCAGAUUAGAUGGCGCUGUGCGCAAAAGUACAGCCAGAACGUCAUAUAGUGUGAUUUUAUUAAAAGCUGAAACGAGGGAGCGCAUCGCCAUCCUCGGCGUUAAAAGCAGCCGUUACCUGUGUAUGGAUCUGGAGGGCAACCCGUUCAGCUCGCCUACGUGCCUCAAGGACGACUGUUUGUUUAACCACAAGCUUCUAGAGAACAACCGGGACGUGUACUACUCCACCCGGACCGGCAUCCUGGUAAACCUGGAGGGGUCCCGGCAGGUGUAUUCAGUGGGUCAGAACCUGCCGCAGACCUCCCUCUUCAUGCCCAAGAAGAACACGGUACCGCUGGAGCGCCUCCUGCUGCACAGGGAGAAGAGGAACCGGAUUGUGGAUCCCUCAGACCCGUACAACGUCUACCUGUGGCAGACUGAGGAGGGCUCUGACUCCCAGGCCGUGCCGGAGGACGACGCUGUGCCUGAGGACGACGCCGACCUGGAGGUGGAGGUAGAGACGGAGGCUGGGGAUGACGGGCGCAACGUGUCUCGUGAGACGCCUCUUGCUCCGUCUACGCACGACCCCUGGAACGUACACUCGUCUAAACAGGCCAGCCCCCGGAGCACCGGAACCAUGGGCUGA
This is a messenger RNA of Melanotaenia boesemani (Boeseman's rainbowfish), 913 nucleotides long. It is a transcript of the gene fgf23, whose product is annotated as fibroblast growth factor 23. Gene Ontology annotation, biological process: cell differentiation; positive regulation of cell population proliferation; positive regulation of gene expression. Bases 104 to 913 code for a protein of 269 amino acids. The record is from RefSeq and is a predicted model, not a curated record. The transcript is spliced from 3 exons. Gene Ontology annotation, molecular function: type 1 fibroblast growth factor receptor binding; growth factor activity. Gene Ontology annotation, cellular component: cytoplasm. Lineage: Eukaryota; Metazoa; Chordata; Actinopteri; Atheriniformes; Melanotaeniidae.